AUGUAAAAACAAAUGCAUGACUAAAUUUACGAUGGAAGAAAAAGAAGCUGUUUUGAGGGCAUUAUACGAGAAAGGUUCAAAAAACGAACAAGAUGUCUAUUUACAUGGGUUAAUGGAAUGUAAACCAGUCGUUAGGAAGCGACCAAAUAAAGAGGCCAGAGAAAACUCAGGACAGCGAGUUUUUCUUAUUACAUACGAAAACCUUUAG
Acanthoscelides obtectus is the source of this 208-nucleotide messenger RNA. The record is from the annotation of a GenBank genome assembly. Lineage: Eukaryota; Metazoa; Arthropoda; Insecta; Coleoptera; Chrysomelidae.